This is a messenger RNA of Nannochloropsis gaditana CCMP526, 2548 nucleotides long. Its product is annotated as mitochondrial phosphate carrier protein. Gene Ontology annotation, cellular component: mitochondrial inner membrane. The record is from RefSeq and is a predicted model, not a curated record. Gene Ontology annotation, biological process: mitochondrial phosphate ion transmembrane transport. The annotation marks the transcript as partial. Gene Ontology annotation, molecular function: phosphate transmembrane transporter activity. The transcript has 10 exons.
GGCACGGAGGAAGGAAGCCAGAGUGUGUUUGAGGAUGACUUGUUGCUGGGCCCCAAUCCAGCUGAGGCGAGAAGUUUUGUUUUCUCCUCUUUCCUCAACGAAGCCGCAACAGCAACCCUCCCCUUCAAGGAGAAGGAGGAGGGCCGCGAGCCUGACACUCACAGCCACGGCCACCGUGCUCGCAUUGUCUGCCUGCAUAUCGACCUCUUUUACUUCGGCAAGCAGCCGAUGUGGGACGAUGGGCGUGCGAGUCCUUUGCCGCGUAACGACGACGAUAGCAAAAGAAAGACAAUAGCGCCUACCAGUAGAGCACGCAGCGGAUUGGAUGGGGUGGGGCUGACAAGAGAGAAAGCUUUGUUGGGGGCCGUCGGUGGGAGUCUGGGCGUAUGGGGAAUUUUCACAGCCGCCGUGAACCUGCAGAAAGCCGAGGAAGCUAGCGUGGGCUCCCGCUCCUUUGUCUGGAAGCAGCCGUCGACGCUGAAGGAGGAGGGGGGCGGUUUGAGCGGACCGGGCCUGAGCCUGACUCCCCAGGGGCUCUUCCCCCUCGCCUUCGUCACCUACCUAGCCCGUUUCCUCCUAAAUUUCGACUCUUCCGUAUCCUCAUGGUGGGACUCCGAGGUGGUCCCCGCUGUCCCUUCCAGCUACAGUAAAGGUUCGGGUGGAGAGACGCUGCCUGGUCGUGGAGGCGGGCUCUCUCCUACAUGCCCUGAUCGAUUUCUCCUUCCUCCCUCCCUCCCUCCCUCCCCCCCUCCCCUUUCCCCCCAUCGGCCUCUUCACCCAGGCUCAUCGGCUCGACAACGCUUUCUCAUGUCUCGCUUCGGGGAGCUCUCGACCACAGUGGAGCUGGGCUUGGGCCCCUUCGCCUCCAAGGGCAAGGAGGGCGUCCUCACCUUCUGCCAACGUCUCGUCGACCGUUACAUCGGCCCCGAGAGCGAAGCCUACCCCCGCGGCACUCCCGAGGGCCGACGCAUCCGCGAGCAACUGGCGCUCCUCUUCUCCCUCCUUCCCCCCACUGCGCAGCCCACAGCCCUCAUCAACGAGCUGCUAGCCUCCCUUCCUCCGCCCAGUGGCACGUCCCGCAUCUUCCAAGUCGAAAGCCUGGGCGCGGGCCAGAGCAAGGUCCUGAUGGAUCAGACCGUCCGUGGGAUGGGCCAAGACCCCUUGAUGCUCCUCCCCGCCCGCAACAUGGUGCCUUUCGCGGUGGGGGACUCGACCAAAGAGGCGAGGGGCGAGCAAGGGCUCUACUACAGGGUCCCAGGCCUCCAGUCGGUCCUAGAGGGCGCCUACUACGGGAAGGGCAGCGGGGACGGCGCGGAUCCUGGAGACGGAGCCUCUCCAGGGGAGCACGUCGAGGGCGCAAACGUCGCGCCUUUCCCCUCCUCCGCCAUCCCCAUCUCCCCCUUCGGGCCCAUCGCGGCUCGGCCCAUCAUGAAAGAGCGCAGUCUGGAUCUGAAUACCUACCUGCUCUUCGCCCUUGCCGGGGCCGUGGGCUGUGCGGGCACCCACUCCCUUGUCGUCCCCAUCGACGUUGUCAAAACCAGGGCUCAGACCAGCGGGGGCGGGACCUCCAUCCUGGAGGGCGUGCAGACCCUGGCCCGCGAGGAGGGCCUGGCUGGACUCACGCGCGGGAUCGAGCCCACGCUCCUGGGGUAUUUGUUCUACGGCGUGACGGUCUACCCUGGCUACGAGUUCUUCAAGCGGGCCCUGAAUAGCGCGGGUGAGGAUAGGAGUGGGCUUGAGCAAGGCAGAUGUGUUUUCGGGUGGGAGGGUCCUGGAGGCGUGGGCCCAGCGGCCGCCACGCAGUUCCACGCUCCUCUUGUCAUCCUCGCGGGCGCUUUGGCCACCGUCAUCGCCUGUCUAGGGGUCUGUCCCGCCGAGGCGCUGCGCAUUCGGAUGGUGGCCAACGCCGAGUCCUUCCAGGACACGCUCACAGGCGCCGUGGAACAGGAGGGGGGAAUUCCCUCCCUGUGGGACGGCUUUCCGCCCCUGCUCGUCCGACAGGUGCUGUUCGGCAUGAUGAAAUUUCUGGUCUUCGACUCCGUCGGGAUAGCCAUCUUCACGGCGGCGCCCUUCCUUCGCGAAAGCGUGGCUUCCUCACUGGCCGUGUCCCUCUUUAGCGGGGCCGUGGCCGGAGUUGCCUCCGCCAUCGUCUCUCAACCAGCCGACACCAUCCUCUCGAGAAUGAAUGCCGAGGCCCGGCCCAGUGUGAUGGAAGCCGUCUCCUCCAUCCUCGCAGAGAGGGGCGUCCAGGGCUUGUUUGUGGGGCUGGGCACUCGUUGCCUGUGGUCGGGGAGCAUCAUCAGCGGGCAAUUCUUGCUUUAUGAUGUGUUCCGUAACCUUUUGCACGUGACAAGCGAGGACCUGGCGCAAUACAUGGAUGUUAUCGGCUCUUUCAGCAAUUGAGGGAGGGGAAUGAGAAGUCGGGAAGUAGAAAUGGAAGGUGAACCUUCGCCAUCGGAAAGGAGCGAGAGCAGGAUCUUGUAUACAUAAGAAAGCGGUCAGAAAUAUGGCGUUCACGAAAAGAACAAUCGAAAGUCUGCAUGGUGUC